Molecule: messenger RNA, 935 nt
Organism: Scaptodrosophila lebanonensis
Lineage: Eukaryota; Metazoa; Arthropoda; Insecta; Diptera; Drosophilidae
Product: nucleoside diphosphate-linked moiety X motif 19-like
Exons: 4
Coding region: 37-582 (181 amino acids)
Cellular component (GO): mitochondrion
Molecular function (GO): hydrolase activity, acting on acid anhydrides, in phosphorus-containing anhydrides
Source: RefSeq, a predicted model, not a curated record
GAUUAAUUAUUUAAAGAAUAAUUUUUACUUCUAAGAAUGUGCGCUGAAUCACUGGGGAAGUGGCGCGAUGCGGCCACUCUUAUCAUAGCAGCACGCUGCACUGUCGAGAGUCAAAAAGAAUAUGAUUAUCAGCUGUUGAUGACCACGCGAGCUAGACGCACCGCAUUGGCAGCCAAUCAUUGCGUAUUCCCCGGCGGCGUUCUGGACAAGCAAGGCGAUGAGAACGCUGAAUGGUUACAGUAUUUCGAACAGUUUGGAGUAAGCGAUGAUAUGUUGCAGGCACUGAUAAUUAAACAAAUAUUUCAAUGUUCUGAAGUUAAUUGUGCGCGUGAGCUAAGCAUUCGACUUAAAGCAAUACGUGAGACUUUUGAAGAGGUGGGUCUGCUUCUUUGUCGGUCUCGUGAGCAGUUAAGAGAUAAAGCUCCAGCAGCUUUUUGCUUAAUGAUUUUUCGCUCCAUUGUUGGCAAAACCGCGUGCAUGAAGAUCCCAGGGAGUUUCUGCAGCUUUGCAGAGCAUUGCAGGUUGUGCCUGACUUGUGGGCACUACGCGAAUGGGCUGUGUGGGCAAGUCCGCCUAGUCUAAAAAAGCGUUAUAUUGGCGCUUUCUUUAUAACUUUUCUGGAUGGGCAACCCGUCAGUUUAGCGUGGUUCGGCUAGGUGGAAAAGUGUCUGGUGAAAGGUGCCGGUGUGGAUGACAUAAAUAUCAGUUUUAAUUUAUCUGAACGUUAAUGCAAGGACUUUCGGCCAUAACUAAACUAUUAAACUAUCAAAAGGUAUUAUCGUCAGCAGGUAUGCAAUAUUUUCAGAAAAAUAUUAUUAGAAUGCUACUUUCUAACAUUUCUGAUAGUUUUUAAAUUAAUUUAAUUUUAUAAUUUUGUACAAAAUGUAUUGAUUCCUUUAAUGUUGUAUAAAUAUAAUAAUAAAUUACUACGUAAA